Molecule: messenger RNA, 1685 nt
Organism: Solanum lycopersicum (tomato)
Lineage: Eukaryota; Viridiplantae; Streptophyta; Magnoliopsida; Solanales; Solanaceae
Gene: DP1
Product: transcription factor-like protein DPB
Biological process (GO): regulation of cell cycle; regulation of transcription by RNA polymerase II
Cellular component (GO): nucleus; transcription regulator complex
Molecular function (GO): RNA polymerase II transcription regulatory region sequence-specific DNA binding; DNA-binding transcription factor activity, RNA polymerase II-specific
Source: RefSeq, a predicted model, not a curated record
AGGCCAAAACUUUAAAUGGAAAAAGAAUUAAUAAAUUCUUGAGAAGACCUGGAAUUAGUUCCCUCCUUCCUCAAGCUCGAAACAAACUAUUCUCCCUGCCGCCUUUGAAUGAUCAAGAAUCCUGCUAAAACUCAAAAAAAAUUAAAAAUCCAUUCAUGAAAACCUCAAAAAUUGUUUUUUUAGCUUGAUUGUCAUCUGGGUAUCUGUCAAAAUUGUUAAUUUUCAUCUGUUUGGAAAACCCAGAAUUCUCUAUGUCAGGUUUAUCAUUUGGGUUAUGAAGAUUCAACUUUUUCUUCUAAAUUUAUUGAAUUUUUGCUUUAAUUGUUAGUAGUUCAAGCAAAUUUCAUCUGGGUCGAGUGUAGAUUGGCCAUUUAUUGGCAAUGUUGAAUAAUUUGGAGGAUGGGGGAAAGAAUUCUUCAGAGGUUUCAAGAGGGGGUAAUGGUAGAGGGGGUGGGGGUACAAGGUCAUGGGGAACUACUGUUUCUGGUCAAUCGGUUUCUACUAGUAGCAGUAUUGGGUCUCCAUCGAGCAGAAGUGAAGCCGCCAUGGCUACCCCUGCCAGUGACAACACUUUUCUUAGGCUAAACAAUCUUGACAUUCAUGCUGAUGAUGCAGGAUCUCAAGGGACAGCUGGGAAAAAGAAAAGAGCUCAGCGUGCUACUGGAGGGGAUAAGAGUGGUAGAGGACUCAGACAGUUUAGCAUGAAAGUUUGUGAGAAAGUGGAAAGCAAAGGAAGAACUACGUAUAAUGAGGUUGCAGAUGAACUUGUAGCUGAGUUUUCUGAUGCUACCAAUAGUGUUGCAGGCUCAGAUCAGAAACAAUAUGAUGAGAAGAACAUCAGACGACGAGUCUACGAUGCUCUGAACGUACUUAUGGCUAUGGAUAUCAUUUCUAAAGAUAAAAAGGAAAUACAGUGGAAGGGAUUACCACGCACUGAUGCAAAUGAUAUUGAGGAGCUAAAGACUGAGCGUCUUAACUUGAGAAAUAGGAUUGAAAAGAAAGCAGCUUAUUUAGAAGAACUUGAAGAUCAAUAUGUAGGGCUUCAAAACCUCAUAAAACGCAAUGAUCAGUUGUAUGGCUCAGGCAAUGCUCCUAGUGGUGGUGUGGCUUUACCGUUUAUUUUAGUGCAGACUCGUCCUCAUGCUACAGUCGAAGUGGAAAUAUCAGAAGAUAUGCAGCUGGUGCAUUUCGACUUCAACAGCACUCCGUUUGAGCUGCAUGACGAUAAUUAUAUCCUCAAAGCAAUGAAUUUUUGCGGAAGAUCAAAUGACGGUUCUGUCCCACAGAAUGUAUCUGCUGAUGGAGGUGAAGGUCCGAGUUCCAGUAUGGCCAACAUGUUUCAGCAUCAUAUCCCUAAUCCAUCUGCCCCAAACUCAUCUGGCAGGCUUCCGACCUCACCUCCUCUCCCCGGAAUACUAAAGGCUCGUGUCAAGCAUGAGCAUUAGUCUUCUGGCUUCUUUCUUGAUCGAUUACUGUACUCAUUAACGCAUAGUAUUUCUGUACAUUAUGUAAAGUAUUUUUACUGGAAGCAGCCUCCUCUGUUGACUAAAUACUUCUCUUGACCCUUGUCUCAAUUUGAGGGAGGUUACUAGUUGAGCUUUUAAAUUUUUUUGCUAAGUAUCAAUUGUUUCAUCAAAUUGGUAUAUGUUUUGGCAAAUGAAAAACUAUUAGACUGUUUGGACAUA